AUGGACGACAUAAUAUACGAAGCAGCCCUCUUGCAGUCCAAAAAUUCAGAUCAUCAUGGUAGUCAUACAACGCAGGCUUCUGUUGAUUGUUCCACACUCGAGCUGAGAGAGGGGAGAGCAGGCGUUACAGCCUCUCCUCCUGCACAUCCAGUCUUUAUUGUGCCAGGAAUUGCGGGUAGCGGCUUGAUGGCUAGCGCUCAAGGCGCGUCACUGCCCUUUUGCAGCCCGUCGCCAGUAGAUUACCCUGUGCCCUUCAGAUUGUGGGCCUCUAUCUCUCUGGUGAGGCCCCCACAGUCCCACCAGCUCUGCUGGCUGGACAUGAUGCAACUAAAUGUGGACGCCACGGGCGAGAAGUACGAGAGCAAGGAAGGACUUGUUGUAGAGGUAGAUUCAUUUGGGGGAGCCCACGGGUUUGACUAUUUGGACUAUUAUUACAAUGAGAGAUUUGGGGUUCCUGGCACUGCCUACUUCCACGAGACGCUACGGACUUUGUAUGCAAACGGCUACCAGGAAGGUCAGUCUCUUGUUGGCAUUCCGUAUGACUGGAGAUUUCCGCCCUGGCAGAUGGAUUUUAGGCGUUUGAAGAAGGAAAUUGAGACGCAUGUGGAGGCGAUGGGCGGUGCGAAGGCCGACCUGCUGGUCCACAGUCUGGGGUCUUUGGUUUGCAACUAUUUCUUGAACAAAGUGGUGACUCAGGAGUGGAAGAACAAAUACAUCAAUUCAUACACACUUGUGGCUCCUGCAACGGGGGGCAGCUUCAAGGCCAUUAAGGCCAUUCUCACUGGCUACAACGAUCCGGUGGAUCUUACAUUCUGGAACUUCUUGGACAUCUCGCUUAUCCCUACAGGGAUACUGAGGGAGCUCGCGCGUAGCUUCGGCUCUAUAUACACUCUGCUGCCUGAUAUCAACCUUUAUGGGAAGGACCACGUCGUGAUACGACAGCUAUUGUCGAAAGGUGGAGGAGCACCCCUGUCUGUCGCGCUCUCGGGAGCUGCAGAAGAGAAGCCGUCCCCCGCUGCAGCACCUGGGGCUUUUCGAAAUCUUGAACUCCGUCGUUUGGAGAGGCAACCGACCGCGGAGGACGAGGAGGAGGCCGAUUCUGUUACUGCUGCCCAGCGGGAGACAGUGAGGGAACAGCGGGUGCAACAGGAGACAGAGAAGAUGAUACAGCAACACCUGAGGCAACUGGAGCGGCAUGCGUCGGAAUCCCAGAGGAAAGUGGAUGUCCUUAAGGGGCUGGCGGGGGCAGCCGACGUCGAAGAAAUCGUGUAUACGCUUGGUAACUGGACAGUCCUGUUGGAUCCGGAGCUCAGGACUCGAGCAAAUGCUGCGUUGCAGCACAUGGAAGGGGUGCUUCAGGACCCUGGGGUCCCCACGCGUUGUAUUUGGAGCGUCUUUGCCUUCCCCUCAACUGACAUCAGUUACAUUUAUACUGGAAAUGAUCUCAGUCGCAAGCCUGUCCCGGUUUUGGACGUUGGCGACGACACUGUGCCUCUACGUUCUCUCUCCGUCUGCGCGGGAUGGAGUUCUACUUUCGAGGUAAAGACGUUCAAAAACUUGGACCACAUGUUCAUCUUCGCUGAUGGAGGUUUCAACAGCUACAUCCAGCUUGCAUUCAGCUCUGAGCCAAGCCGCCCGCAUGGAUGA
Messenger RNA from Cyclospora cayetanensis, 1647 nucleotides. Its product is annotated as phospholipid--sterol O-acyltransferase. Bases 1 to 1647 code for a protein of 548 amino acids. NCBI's taxonomy places the organism in Eukaryota, Apicomplexa, Conoidasida, Eucoccidiorida, Eimeriidae. Gene Ontology annotation, biological process: lipid metabolic process. The record is from RefSeq and is a predicted model, not a curated record. The transcript is spliced from 8 exons.